Molecule: messenger RNA, 795 nt
Organism: Ipomoea triloba (trilobed morning glory)
Lineage: Eukaryota; Viridiplantae; Streptophyta; Magnoliopsida; Solanales; Convolvulaceae
Exons: 3
Coding region: 91-441 (116 amino acids)
Source: RefSeq, a predicted model, not a curated record
CAUUCGGUGCCAUCUAGACGAACAAAAACCGCCGCACGACGGCGGAAGCUGAUGAGGCAUAGUUUUACUGAGCUCUGAGGGAAGACGGAAAUGGCGGCCUCAUUCAGAUGGAUAUUGCAGCUGCACAAGGACGUCCCGAAAGCUGCCAAGCUCUACUCAGAAGGAUUGGGCCUCACCGUCAAUGUCUGCACUCUUCGUUGGGCCGAGCUCGAAUCCGGUCCUCUCAAACUCGCUCUCAUGCAAUCCCCCAGCAAUCAUGUUGAGCAGAAGGGAUAUUCGUCACUCCUAUCCUUUACUGUAUCUGACAUAAACAAUACCGUGACAAAGCUGUUAGCAUUAGGCGCAGAGUUGGAUGGUCCCAUCAGAUAUGAGAUUCAUGGGAAGGUUGCUGCAGUGAAGUGUGUUGAUGGCCACAUGGUAGGUCUUUAUGAGCCUGUCUGAGGUUGCCAAAUAAGAGCAUAUAGCAUGUGGUUAGUAGCAACACAAGGAGAAAACUGAUUAUGGCAUUUUGGAUAAAGUACUGGUCUGAUAAAAAUAAAAUGUAGUUUUAGCUUUUACAUCUUAUAUUUUCUUCAAUGUGACAGCACCUGAAGACAACACGGGGAGUAUUAGAUGUUUGAAAACAUCUGAGAUUUUCUUUGGAAGCUAUCUCAUUUGAAUCAUGUUGUUAGGGAUUAGUACAAUUUUGUGUUGGGGUACUGUGAUUGAAUCAUUGUUAAUUUGUUAUUACUCACUGCAGAGCAUUAGUAGAUUAUUGUUAGUGUUAUUAUUAUUAUUGAUGUUAUCAUUAUCAUA